Molecule: messenger RNA, 1204 nt
Organism: Uranotaenia lowii
Lineage: Eukaryota; Metazoa; Arthropoda; Insecta; Diptera; Culicidae
Exons: 4
Coding region: 211-726 (171 amino acids)
Source: RefSeq, a predicted model, not a curated record
CCACGAUCUUUCGGGCGACUCCUGAAUAAGUUGGUUCAUGAUACUGAGGCAACGCCAAUGGUUCUGCUUCAGGUGCCCAACUCCCAGCUAGUCGUCGAUUGUUCGAGUUCGCGUAAACAAGUUCUUGGAUUUUUGUGCUGUGCAGAACGUUCGAUUUCGAUUCGAUUUUUUAACUUUACUCACUAGUUUCAGCUGCUGUAAGCUUUCAGGAUGGCGCAAUUUUCGACCAAGGCAACAUUACUGAUGAUGACCAUCGUUGCACUGGAAACAGUUCGAAGUGUUCCCAUUAGUCUGACAUCCUCCCAGGAUCGGAGUUCAGAAUUUCGGGACCCCGGCUACGACUACGAGUACGAUAAAGUUUCAAUCGUGGGUGAUAAACCGGUCCGCGCAUUAGAACCGUACGCGAACUCUCCUAAUGACGACAACGCUCGGAAAGAGGUGGACAAUUUCCCUUCCAACGUUUUCAGCAUCUACGACAACAUUCAACAGAAAGUGAAACAUGUAUUAGAGCCAAAACCCAUCCUGGACAACAUCAAAGAGGCGGACAAGUACGGUAACACCGGGGACCAGUUUUAUUUCUUCACAAAACCAUUGGUGAAAAUAACGCAAGACUUCUCGCUUCUGACCAAUAGAGUCUUAGCCGCUCCUCAAAAGCUGCUCAAGAAGGUCAACAAAGCUGUCUCCAAUAAGCUGAGCGAUGUUGGUGCUGGUUUAGUAGGAUUGUAGAUUUAGAAUUAAUGAAUAACAGCAACAAAAAAUAGACUGAAUUUUAUAGAAUUAAAAUUAAAGUUUUUCCUCAAAAUUACCCAAAACAAUUGAAUCGAUGUCUUACUACUGACCUAGAUCGGCAGACAUUUGUACUAACGAGACAGCACUUGUCCAACGACUGAUGCGUUCCAUUGCUUUGAGGUAUUUUUCAAGGUUAAGCAUUUCGUUUCUGAAAAGGCCGUCACGAUUGCGGCUUCAUGCAGGUAGGUUGUGGUUUAAGUCUGCCUCUCUGUUUAAACUCUGUUUGGUGUGGUGAAUGACUUCAGUUCACUCGGAGUCAAGAGAGAGGAUUCAUUCAGUAGUCAAACAGUAUGGUGCGACAGCCUAGUAACGAUCAAUGGAGUCAAAGAUCAACUUGGUUCGAUUGUAGGUUGGUAUUCUUUUUUUUUGGAAACACGUCACUGUAGUGAUUUAAACUUUAUUAAGGCUAAUUGAU